Molecule: messenger RNA, 1440 nt
Organism: Colius striatus (speckled mousebird)
Lineage: Eukaryota; Metazoa; Chordata; Aves; Coliiformes; Coliidae
Gene: LIPC
Product: lipase C, hepatic type
Exons: 8
Coding region: 1-1440 (479 amino acids)
Biological process (GO): lipid metabolic process
Molecular function (GO): apolipoprotein binding; triacylglycerol lipase activity
Source: RefSeq, a predicted model, not a curated record
AUGACUGUUGUUAUGAAUUUCAUUUCAGAAGCACUGGGAUCACAGAGUCAGCAUACUAGAACAAAGAAAGAUCAGCAAAAUUCAGAAACCAAAUUUCGAGUCUAUACAGAUACAACUGAAGAAGGCUGUCAGAUUUUUUUAAAUCAGUUGGAGACUCUUGACAAAUGCAGCUUCAAUGCCUCUCUUCCUCUGGUGAUGAUAGUCCAUGGCUGGUCGGUGGAUGGGAUAUUAGAAAGCUGGAUUUGGAAAAUGGCAGCAGCUCUGAAGUCUCAGCAUAAACAAUUGAAUGUGAUCAUUGCAGACUGGCUUACAUUUGCUCACCAGCACUACCCCAUUGCUGUGCAGAAUACACGCUACAUAGGACAGGAGAUAGCAGACUUCUUGGAAUGGCUGGAGGAAUCCAUUCAAUUUUCCAGAAGCAAUGUUCAUCUAAUUGGAUACAGCCUAGGAGCUCAUGUUUCAGGAUUUGCUGGGAGUUAUAUUAGUGGUACAAACAAGAUUGGAAGAAUUACAGGCCUUGACCCUGCUGGUCCCUUGUUUGAAGGAAUGUCACCAACAGAUCGUUUAUCUCCAGAUGAUGCAAACUUUGUAGAUGCAAUUCAUACGUUCACUAAGCAGCACAUGGGUCUCAGUGUUGGCAUCAAGCAGCCCGUGGCCCAUUUUGACUUUUAUCCCAACGGAGGCACCUUUCAGCCCGGCUGUCACAUCUUGCACGUGUACAACCACAUCGCGCAAUACGGAAUUGCUGGUAUCACUCAAACUGUGAAGUGUGCCCAUGAGAGGUCAGUUCAUUUGUUCAUUGACUCUCUGCUUCACAACGACAAGCAAAGCAGAGCAUACUGGUGCAACGAUAUCAACACUUUCAACAAAGGCAUGUGCCUCAGCUGUAGAAAGAAUCGGUGCAACACACUGGGCUACAACAUCAGGGAGGAAAGGCUCCCAAAAAGUAGACAACUCUUCUUGAAAACGAGAGCACAAAUGCCUUUCAAAGUUUACCAUUAUCAGUUCAAGAUCCACUUCAUCAAUGAAAUCCAAGGCAAGAAGAUAGAUCCAACUUUCACCAUGUCUCUGGCAGGCACUAAGGAGGAUGCUAAAAAUCUGCCCAUCACCCUAGUUGAAGGUAUUAGUAAUGGGAAUAAAACCUACUCUUUUCUCAUCACCCUUGACACUGAUAUUGGUGAGCUGAUAAUGAUCAAGUUCAAAUGGGAAGGAACCGCAGUUUGGGAAAAUCUCUGGGACAGAGUUCAAAACAUAAUACCAUGGACAAAAGGUACCCGUCGACCAGGACUCAUAGUGAAGACAAUAAAAGUGAAAGCAGGGGAAACACAGCAAAAAAUGACAUUUUGCCCUAAAAGCAUUGACAACGUUCACCUUCAUCCAUCCCAAGAGAAAACAUUUGUGAGGUGUGAAGAUCGCUUUCAGAGACCAAACAGAAAAUAA